Bicyclus anynana (squinting bush brown) is the source of this 1122-nucleotide messenger RNA. RefSeq lists its product as uncharacterized. The transcript has 6 exons. NCBI's taxonomy places the organism in Eukaryota, Metazoa, Arthropoda, Insecta, Lepidoptera, Nymphalidae. The record is from RefSeq and is a predicted model, not a curated record. Bases 242 to 901 code for a protein of 219 amino acids.
GAGCACAAAGCCUCAGUUUUAUAGGCUGUUAUAAUGAAAACGUACACGUUUUUCGUCGCCUAUUUGAUUGCAUUUGUGAAAUGUAGAGACGAGGACAAAAUUUCCAAAGCCUGUUUCUGGCCCAACGAGGUAUACGAGCCAUGCUUCGGCGGCUGCGCGGAGAUCUCGUGCGACAACCCGCACAAUCACCUGCGGCCCUGCUACCCGUACUGCGAGCCCGGCUGCGUCUGCGAGGAGCCUUAUGUGCGCGACGAUCGCACGCACCAAUGCGUCUUACCUCAAGAUUGUUCCCCAUAAUAUAGUUACAAACGCGAACAGACCAAAUCCCUACGAUUACGGCGACCCCGAUGAAAUCAAAAGGCAUUCUUUUGUGGACGAGAGGCGAAAUUGGAGAAAGAAGGCUUUAUUAAAACCGUUCGACCAGGACCACAAAGACUGGGAUGACAGGAGAUAUGAUCGCGACAUUCCGGUAUAUUCGGACGAUCCAGAGCCGAGACAUUUCGGAGGGUUGGAGGGACAGCGCGAGAUGGAUCCCUCCGCGGCCGUGUAUAGAGGACAGGGGCAUUACGAGGACGAGGACAAAAUGAAUAUGCUUCAUAAAGCGAGGAGCGCUGAGGUCAGACACGUGCCAUCCUUUCCAGAGAAAGAGUUGGAAAAGAAAACUGCUUUUACAAUGACCUGCGAAAGGCAAAAUGAAAGAUACGAGCCAUGCUUCGCCGGUUGCGCCGCGGUGACGUGUGACAACCCUCGCGAGAGGCUGCGUCCCUGCUACCCUUUCUGCGAGCCGGGGUGCAUCUGCACCCAGCCGUACGUGCGGGACGACCGCACCCACAAGUGUGUGCUACCCGAUGAUUGCACUAAAGGCCUCAAAGGAAUUCCUGACCUCGGCGAAGACUCUUAGAAAACGAACAAAUAUCAUCGCUACACACAAUAGAGGCAGCCCUACGUUCUUCUGACAUUGAAUAUCAUAUUCCCUUCAAUGAUAUUCUAUACGAUUUGUAUCUACUAAAGAUCUAGUUUCUUGUUGUAAUGUAGUUCAAUUUAAGAUAAUAUUAUCAUAUGUAAUUUUGAGGUACAAAUUAUUUCUUAUUUAUAUUUUUACAAUUAAAUUAUAUACUAUUU